AGCCUGCCGUCAGCUCCUCUGGAGUUAUGAACUGAGUCCAGGAGUGGGUCCCGCGAGGAAGGAGGGGGAGAACGUACUCAGCCCCUGCAAUUACUGUCAGAAACGACUGCACAGUUCUGUUGAUGGUAGUCAGAAUAAUGGAGCCUCCUGGCUUCACGGAAGAGGAAAGGAGGUGGAGGAAGAGAGAGAGAUCAUCAACAUGUUCAGCUACCUCUGACGCCACCACACAAUCAAACCCCUCCCUCUCUUCCUCCCUCAUCUCUUCCAGAGUCAUACAACUAUACUCAAUCCUUGAUGCAAGCUCUGGGUCAAGGUUCAAACGACGCUCCGCCACAGCCAGAACCUCUCUAGAGGGCUCCACACCAAUGACCUUGGCACCCAGCUGAGCCAGUGGCUCGGUGAGAAAACCAGCUCCACAGCCAACAUCAAGAACACUGCACCCCUCCAGAGGUUUGGGGGCGUGGUAGGUGGGCGUGGCUUCAGGAGGGCGCCCCAAUAGGGAGUUAUAGACCAGAGGAACUCGGAUACUGUUCAUGGAGCGGAGGACUCGAACCAUCACUCCUCCCUCGCCCCACCAGUCCAGCCUUGAGAACUUGUCUCCCUCUCCUGCCUCCGUUGAUUUCCAUCUCUUCCUUACAGCUGAAAGAGGAGUGCAUGUGUACCUGUAUCGUACUCUUGACCAUAUCGCAAAGCUGCAGAUACGCUGUCUCAUUGGCGAAAAACUCUAAAUAAUGCGCACCAUAAUAUUCUAAUUGGAACGCACCAUCUUCUAUAAUGUCGGCAGAGAGCCUGAAAAAGGAGUGGGAAAGACGAGUCUGGUGAACGUAUUGUGUCAUGGCGACGUACUCACCAACGCAGCGUGGACUGUCGGUUGCUCCGUAGACGUCAAGAUACACGACUACGGUCGUUCCCUGUCCUCAUCCUCCAGCUACUUCCUGGAGUUGUGGGAUGUCGGAGGCUCUCCCUCCCACAUGGCCGGUCGAGCCGUCUUCUACCAGCAGACUAAUGGAAUCAUCCUAGUUCACGACCUGACAAACAGAAAGUCUCACGGAAACCUCAGCAGGUGGCUGUCCGACAGUCAGUCCCGAGGCCAGUCCAGUCGCUCCUCGAGAUCUCUACACUCGUUUGACUCCAGAAUUGACAUGGAAUACGACCCGGAGAGCUACGUGGACCAGACCCUUCCUCUACUGGUGGUGGGCACUAAAUUGGAUCAGCUCCCUGGAGACAAGACUCCGCCCACCACCAACCUCCCUGGUGCGGUGUCUAUCAACGUCAACUGUACGGACUCCAGACUGUUCUCCAUUGGAUCAACUGAGACCAUUCAGUUCAACAAAUUCUUUGACAAGGUGAUAGAGAAAAGAUACCACAGUUCAUUUCACGCGGUCAGUAUGAAAAUGGCACGUUACUAGAGUUACGGUCACGUAGCUCCCUCUCUCUCCAGUAGGCGGGGCCUCCAUCUGGUGAGAGACUCCGCCCAUCCAUCCGACGAACUACUUCUCUUCCAUCAGCUCAGUAGAUCGUAUUUCUCUUCCUCUCUCUCUCUCUCCUUCCUUUCUCCCUUCUUCCCUUAUGAUAAUGUUAUUUGAAGUACCCCCAGACGUGUUGUUGGACAUGCUGUAGAUGGUGCUAGACUUGACAUUGAUCACAGGGGAAUGCGUGUGUUGGGUAACCCCUGCCUCUAUCGCAGUACACAGUUACCAAGUGAGGGAAGUGGUUGGUUAGAGUAAAGGCCUCGACUUGGCACUAGCACUGUGACUGCAGUACUGUAGCGAGCCUUAUGUGUGCUGUGAUUGCUGUCCGCCUUUACUGUGUGCCAGAUCCAAGCUUACGCGCCGCGCCGCGUAUUGAGGAUGCAAUUUCGCGGAAAGUAUAAAAGCCGUCGAAAGAGGAUCCUGCGAGAUGUUUUCUGCUUCGGGACAGCGUACAGGCGAUGGCUUUAGUGCAUUUCGCAGUGUUUGUUGCAGCUCUAAUGGCGGCCUGCCUGCCUCCCCCUGUCCGGCCGUGCGACGGCAAUUUUCAGACGCCGUCAGCGGGCGAGAAGUGUACGAACGUCUCCACGGAGCCGUUCUGCGGCCAUUUCUACCAAGAGUCGUUCUUCCCCAACGACAUCGCUACCACCUCCGAGAUUGCAACCAGUUGGGUCGCAUUCUACCUCCAGAGUAACCAGACCUGCUCUCCCUAUCUCUCUCUCUACGUCUGUCUCGCCGUCCUCCCCGUCUGCGAGCGAGCUAAUUCGUCGGACGGCAGAGCGAAUUCGAGUCGAGUCCGGCUCCCCUGUAGAGAUAUCUGCCAGCGGGUCCAGUCCGACUGCAGCAGGGAGAAAGGGUUCAAGAGUACUCUUGAUGUACAGUGUGUCUAUAAUUGCGACCUCUGGCCUGACACCGACUGCGUGAGUCUCCAAGACCCGCUGGUCGCUGCUCACGUGACCCCUCUCGAUCCGACCCCCUCGAGUCUUCCGGAAGCGACCCCACAAACCACAUCCCUUCAGGACAAUGACACGUGUCCGCCAGUCGAUCAGGUUUUCUUCAGCGACGAAUCAAAAACGUUUGCGAAAGGUUGGAUCAGUUUUUGGUCUGUCAUCUGCUACCUCUCAACCCUCGUGACCUUACUGACCUUUCUCCUAGACACCUCUCGUUUCCAGUAUCCAUGGCGACCGGUCGUGUACCUCGCCCUCUCUUUCCACAUCCACACACUCGGCUAUUUCCUGGCACUCAUCAUCGGCCCCAGCAGCGUCACCUGCCCGGGAGGAACCUACGUUCAAACUGACAGCAAAUGGACGUGGGUCCACACUCCCUGCAUCCUUGUCUUUGGUCUCCUCUAUUACUCCAUGAUAGCAGCCUUUCUGUGGUGGCUCAUCCUCACCCUCUCCUGGUUCCUCUCCUCUGCGUACAAAUGGACAAACGAAGCAAUCAGUCAGUUCUCCCUGUUCUAUCACACAGCUGCCUGGGUCAUUCCUCUUAUACUGACAAUUAGUGUGUUAGCGGCCAGGGUCGUCUCGGCUGACGAGCUCACCGGCACCUGUUUCAUUGUCAGGACAAACACGAGGACGUCAUUUUUGGCCAUGUUGUUUGGACUAAUUCUCCCCCUCUCUGUGCUACUCCUGGUCGGCUCCACUUUUCUGACAAUCGGUCUUCUCUCUGUUCUUCAAAUAAGGAAAUUCAUGGUGAACCGAGGCAGGGAGAGAGAGAGCAUUAUACUAGAGAAACUAAUGCUGAGGAUCGGUGUCUAUGUCGCAAUAUACGUUCUCCCAGCGGCCGUUCUGAUUGGCUGUUUCAUAUACGAACUGGACACUCGCCCGCGAUGGCACACCACCAGUGAUCCCUGCACCGACUGCAGUAGACCCAACACUGCCGUGUUCAUGGUGAGGAUCUUCAUGUUCCUGCUCAUCGGGGCUCUGACAGGGGCCUGGAUCUGGUCCAGAAAGACGCUCCAAUCUUGGAGAAGAUUACCAACAAAACUCCAGAACUGCAUCCUUCCCCCGACCUCCGAGAGAACACAAGAUUCGGAAAAGGCGGCGACUCGACUCGGCAGUUUUACCUCCCCUUCUCAGCCUCAUCCUUCUGUCAGGGCUACUCCUUCUUACCCUUAUACCAUAGACUCUGCGACUGAAUUCAGUGCCUAACACUCACUUCCAUCAUCUUCUCUCUGUCUCUCUCUGCCCCUCUCCUGCAACACUUCACUGUUUGUUUAGCUCUGUCAUUAUCGUCAUGGUUCCCUCAUUCCUUUGUCUUUGAAGUCGGUUCCCCAAAACCCUUUCAUGUGUGUACACUUUUCCCUCUGCCACACUUGUAACAACGAAACUGUAUA
This is a messenger RNA of Geodia barretti, 3807 nucleotides long. NCBI's taxonomy places the organism in Eukaryota, Metazoa, Porifera, Demospongiae, Tetractinellida, Geodiidae. The record is from the annotation of a GenBank genome assembly.